Molecule: messenger RNA, 273 nt
Organism: Solanum verrucosum
Lineage: Eukaryota; Viridiplantae; Streptophyta; Magnoliopsida; Solanales; Solanaceae
Product: pentatricopeptide repeat-containing protein At4g35850, mitochondrial-like
Exons: 3
Coding region: 4-273 (89 amino acids)
Cellular component (GO): mitochondrion
Source: RefSeq, a predicted model, not a curated record
GCCAUGAAGCUCCUCAGAACCCUCUCUGGACCCAAAAAUCUAUUCGUUCAAAGUAUAGGGCAUCGAUACUUUGCGGCCACACCAGAAGAGUACGCCAACAGAAACUAUGCCAACAAUGAGUCUGAAUAUACCACUGUUAUUAACUCUAUUACUGCUCAGAGAAAGAAUUUCUUGUUGAGCAAUCUGUUUAACCCUAUUGAAAGAGGUGGCAAAGUUUUUGUUUCACCUGAUUACAAUCAAUCUAAAGAACAACAAAGGGAAAUAUCACCAUGA